AUGGUCAAGUUAACUAGAUUUGAAAAACUGCAAAAGGAAAAGAACGCUGAGUAUUUUAAACCAUUCUUAGAUGAUCUAGAACAAAGUUCGCAAGAUGAAUUUGUUAAGAAGCUUAGAGACUUUGAUUUUAAUGAUAGGCCCAGAAAUGAUUUAUUUGUCUGGAUACCUGUAUUGAAUAGAAUUGAUGAUAUUCUUUCUAAGUUUGUUGAGAAGUAUCAUUAUAGUUACACAAAGGCUCCUGAACCAUUAAAAUUGAUGAACGAUGAAGAUUUGAAUGUUACUGUUGAGUUAACUGAGUUUUCUACAAAAUUAUUGUGCAACACUGAAAACCGGUACAUCUAUUCUUCAAUGGAUGUAAUGAGUAACUUACUUAACUGUCCAAAUUUUGAAGUAAAAUUAGGUGCUAUAAGAGUACUUGCUACUAUGGGAGAGAGAUACGUCAUUGCUCGAGAACGGAUUGAUGCUACAAAAAACGUAUUGGGUACUCAUCCAUUGAAAAAUAAGGCAUUAAAACUAGCAUUAGCAAUUCCAUCAUCUGCAAUGGAUGAGAAUGGAGAACAUUUUGCAUUGACAGAUUUAUAUUUCGAAAAGAAAAAAUACCCGUCGAAGUGGAGCAAACUAAGAUAUACAUACUAUGCGUCUCCUAAGACUAAUUCAGCAUCAUCUAAUGUUAAAUCAGUUGAUUGUAGUGAUUCAAACUCUCACUCCUCGGCUCAGCAAGGGGUAUCUAUGCUAAAAUUUUCGAUGAAUAGUGAAGAACUUUCCAAGCUAACUAUUCAAGAGAUUUUGGAUAAAGGUAUGAAGGUUAUUCCAGCAGAGGAAUGGUUUGAUUUCUCACUAAAGGCAAUAGCAGCAAAAGCAUUUAGUGAUGACUCCGAAGAUAAUCUGCAUCUAAGAGAGACAAUAAUAAGAACAAAAAUGAAUGCUAUAGCCCUUGUGAACACGGUUUACCUCCCUCCACAAGUAAGUUCAAAAUUCUUUGAAGUUGAUCCUUAUGCUUUUAAUAGUCUGACAGAUUUUAUUUCCCUUUCAGAAGUAAAAAUAUCUAAAAACCUUCGAUUAGAUGCGUUAUUCGCAUUGGAAUGUAUAUCUCUAAAACAUGUUUGGUGUUCUGAUAUCAUGAGAAACCUUGGGGGUAACAUGUCUCAUGGUCUUCUUUUCCAGAUUCUACGAUACUUGAGUAAAAUUUUAAGAGAAAAGUCAUCAGAAGUCGAUGAAAUUUAUAAUGUACGGUUUUUUUACUUGAUCUCUAAUUUGGCUGAUGUCAAAGUUUUACAUGAAGCUUUAUUAGCAGCAGGCCUAAUACCGGCAUUAUUGGAUAUUGUUUCAAUUAAGAACUUGGACUAUAGACGUACACUCGCAUCCGCCACACAUUUAUUAGAGGUUUUCAUUAAUGACAGUGAUUCCACUAACGAGUUCAUAAACAAUGAUGGGUUCACGACGUUGAUCAAAUCUAUAGAUGAAGAAAUCAAUUAUGCGAUAGAGAAUAAAGGGCAAUUUAAUCCACCGGAGUUUAUAAAGGUUUACUAUGCCAUUUCAUUUCGUCAACUAUCGUACAUCAGAAGUCAUUUGAAACUUGUAAUAAAAUUACUAAAGACUGACUCUGGCGAUAGAAUAAGGAAUCUGAUUGACUCUCCAAUUUUAGGCUCUUUAAAAAAGAUCAUGACUAAUAGGGAAUUGUUCGGAUAUACGUUAAUUACAUAUACUCUGGACAUCAUACAAAGAGUUAUCAAUAGUGAACCUACAAUUUAUCCUAUAUUGAAUGAGGCAGGCCUGAUCCCCUAUAUUAUUGAAAACUUUGAAAGUUUGAUGGGACCAUAUUCAGAAUUAUUAACUCUACUACCUGAUGUUAUUUCUGCCAUCUGUCUGAAUACAGAAGGUCUCCAGAAAGUCAAAGACAAUGGCCUGAUUAAAUCUUUGUUCAAGACUGUCACCAAUUUGGAUUAUGCGAUUGUACUCUCAUGGAAGGAAGAAUCUGUCGAUUUUGGUACGUCAAUGGAUGAACUAGCAAGACAUUACCCUGAUCUUCAGGACGAGAUCUGUAAUGCAUUUUCAGAUAUGGUAAAGACGUUACCUGACAUAGUAAAAUUUAAUCAACCCUUUUUGUAUCAAUCAAAUACUGGAGAGGAUAUAAUAUACAGAUCAAAAACGGAUAAGGUUGUAAGAGAUGAAGAGGGUUCCCAAGAGCUUGCAUUUUGGGAUAUACAGAAGGAUUCACCAAUCGUCGACUGUUUCUCCAAUGUAUUUUAUGGAAUGACGCUUGAGAAUUCUGCUUUACAUGAUUUACCGGAAAAGUUAGACUUUAAAACUUUAUUUAAUGCAAUUGUACUUAACAAUGUCCCCUUUGAUUUUAGCAUGUCUCAAACUAUGUUGAACUAUACAGAUGUGUUGCAACUAUUUGACGAGCAUUUCAAAGAUUACGCAUUUCCUGGUAUACUGGAAAUAAUGGAUGAUCAAUUAAAGGACCUGGAAGAAUUCAUUAAUGUAACUGAACAAUCCACAAGUAUAUUGCAGGAUGUGGGUAGUAUUGAUCUGAAUCAAAGAGUUGAUUCUAUUAUCAGUAAGCUAUCUAAACUAUUGGCAACACAAUAUAUUGUCACAAAUGUCUACUUGAACAUUACCACACUAACUCCAAAUAAAUUCAAGGAAAUAUUGACUUUCUUUAAGAAGUUCGGCAUAGGUUUGAUCCACCGUUUAAGGUUGUUGUUUCAGAGAUGUGCUUUGGAGGAAAGCUUUAUUAGAAAGAACUUGCCUGAUGAAGUUGCGAAAGAAACCAUGCCAGAUACCAUCGGGGGGAACACUCCACCAAUACAAAUCCAUGUAUCGAAGCCUCAAAAGGAAGAAACCAAAGAUAACGGGACAUCUGCGAAGUUUAAGAAUACUUAUCAGAUUAGAAGCAUUCUGAAUAAGCUGCAAUCAACAUCUUCGAUUUUGUUCAGAUGCUUCUUAAGGCUAAAGUCCACUGAUGCAAAUGUAGAAAGUCGUCAAAUGGAAUUACAAAUUUAUGAUACAGUUGUAGAAAAUGUUCUUCAUCUGUUGACAGCCGUACCUUUGCAAGGCAAUCUGCAGUAUGCUCUGGUUGUAUUAAAUUUCAAUACCUAUAUCUUCACGUUUCCAAAGACGAGUAUAACUGCUAAUGAGGUACUUCAAACAGUGCCAUCGUAUCUAUUUUUGCAAAAGGGUGGUUAUGAUAUUUAUGAGAGACUCGUUGUGGAAUUAUUUGGAGAAAUGUCUAAGUUUUCCAACGUUGCAUCUGUUGAAGAGAUUGACUAUGUUAAGGAUACCCAGGAGGUACUGAUAUUGAGUUGCAUCAUAAACGCUCUGACAUUUUUUAAUAAGCCGACAAAUAUGGAUACUAUGGAAUUGGUCCCAUCGAUUAAGUAUUAUUAUGAUGGCUUUGAGGAUAAUAUUAAUUUGACUAAGGCAUUAAUGGGACCAGUGAAAAUCUCAGCGGCAACUAUGAUAAAACAAAUUGACAAUAAGUUUAAUUUAUUCAAUCCUGUUUCUAGAACAGUGCCUUAUGCUGUAUUUAAACAAUUGCUAACUCUUCUAAAAAAUCUAUUCUCUCCAGGUCAGGAGACUGCUAGUGGUUUAUUUGUUUUGGAUUGCAAAUACUUUCCCACUUCUGAAAAUAUCCGAGAAGCCAUACGUGAAAAGGAUUUACAGAACGGUAACUUAAAAGCCAUAAAAGCUAAACUGGACGACAAAACCCUGACUCUAAGCGAUGUGGUAAAGCUGAUACCCGACUUCGGUUUUUAUAAUAGCGUGCCUAAACUAGUUACCAAGCAUACCAGUGUUUCGUUGAUUGGAAUAAAAAAUGACUCUUUCUACAAGGAACUGCCUGAUAAGGUGUUUAAUAUUCUGCCUUAUUAUCCCAAACUAGUUAAUGCUUUUGCAAGAACUCUUUUACAAAUAUUAGCUGACUGGAAGAUAUCCGGUGAGACAUUUGCAGCAACUGUCCUAGAAAAGGUUGAAAAGACUAACAUCAAAGAUGAAGCCACUCUUUCAUCGUUUAUCCAUUUAUUCGGUAUAUUUUUGAAUGAGAAAAUUGUCUACUCAAAAUCUGAAGCAUCCGUAAUGCACUUCUUGACAUACAUGCGAGAAAACUUGAAACCUCAAUAUGUGAACGCCUCUUGGUUUUCAAAGGCUUUGUAUGCAUAUGAAAUCGUGCUGGCAAAAUCAGAAAUUCCUCAAAUGGAGAAAUUGGAUGAAGAUGUCAAAGCACGUUAUAAACUUUGGUCUCCCUUAGUUGCCCACCGUAUACCUGAUGAAACAAAAAAAGCUAUUUUUGACAUCUUAAUAAGAGUCAAUGACAUUUCAAGCUUUUAUUCGGCAUUGGCGACUUCUAGAAUCUUGAUAUUCUACGCUAGGGAUGAAGAAUACGCAAAGGAGAUAACACACUCUGGAAUUCUAUCGAGAUUACUCAAAGUUAUUGGGAUGUUUCAGAAGUCUGAAAAAAUUAACUUUCUUGAGUCGUCUUUUCUUUUGUUGAUUAGAAGAUGUUUUGAAACUACAAGCAUAAUUUCUACUCUAAUUAGAAAUGAAAUACACAAAAGUUUUACUACAAGACCAAUUGGAAACUAUAAAGAACGUGAAAGAGAGUUAAGUGGCUUGCUGGAGGAAAAACCUCAUGUAGUGAUGCGAAGUCCAUCUGUUUUUGUAGACAUUCUAUGCGAGAAUGCCAGAUUUUCUGAAUUUGAUAAAUCAGAUUACAUUACAAACUACAUUAUGAGAAGAAAUUUUGAUUUGGAUAAGAAGACUACCUCUAUAACACAAAAUACAAAUGAAAAUGAGAUUAUACCAUCACGAAGAACUAAUAUUGUACAUUUACUAUUGUCACAACUUAUGGCAGCAUCAGAAAAAGAUUGGAUUUCGGAACCCGCCAAUCACCCACCAGUUGAUAUACCUUCUAAGCCAUCUAAAGUUGAUCCUUCGAAGAAUCCAGUCUGCGCUUACAUGAUAUGUUUGUUGAAGAUGCUUUUGGAACUAAUUGGUAGUUACAAGCAAUCAAAGUUUGAAUUCUUGACAUAUAAUCGGAGAAACGUUUACUCGGAAAAACCUAAACCAAGAGUAACUGCAUUGAACUUCUUCCUUUAUAAGCUCAUUGAUCGUCCUGCUGGAACUGAAAAGAAUGUGUACGCUCAAAGGCGCCGUGAGGUCAUUAGUACUCUUGCCAGAUCUGUGAUUGUAGCUUUUAUAUCUGAUACUCAAAUCCAGAUAACCCCUAAACAAGACUUGACCAAACAAGACCCAGAUAUGGUAUUUAUUAGGAAAUUUACUAUAGAAUCUGUUAUUAAGGUCAUUAAAAAUUCUACCAGCAGUCCAAAAAUACUUGAGAAUAACGUCAGCCGUCUAGAAAGCUGGUUCAAAAUAAUUGGCUCUAUGGUCUAUGUUCAAGCACCGUAUUUGAGGUCUAUUUUGGACACUAAUAAGAUUGAGGCUGAUCAAUAUCAGAUUUGUAAAUUAAUGAUAGAGUUAGGAGUUCCGACUGCAAUUACUGACUGUAUGGCAAACCUAGACCUGAACUAUCCAUUUUCAAGAACCUUAUUUAACGAAGCUGUUGAUGCCUUGAAUGCUAUCAACUUUACUAGGAAUAAUUUCUCAGAUCUAUUUAAAGUUGAGUCUCAUGACGAUGAGGACGAUGUUGACGAAGAUUCAGAAAAAGAAGAGAACAAAGAUAUGUUCCGUAAUUCUGCCUUAGGAAUGUAUGAUGUUGAAGAUAUAGAGGAAGAUGAUGACGAUGAAGAAGAAGAAGGUUCUCUAAUUGGAGAAGAAGACGGGAUCGCUUUUGUUGACAGCGAAGAUGGAGGCUUUGAGGUAGUUUUUAGUGAUGAAAGUGAUGAAAAUAAUGAGCAUCCAAGCUCUGAAUAUGGAGAAUCUGAUAGUGAGAAUGAUGGCGAAAUUCAAGUAGAAAUUGCCGAAGAGAGUAUUUCUGGUGAUGAACAUGAUGAGGAAAUGACUAACUCCUCUGAAGGCGAAAGUUCCUCAUAUGAUAGUGAUGAUAUCAGUAUUAUUGAUGAGAAUGGAUAUGAAUAUGAUUCAGACAUUGACCUUGAAUUGGAAGAUUAUGAAGUUGAGGAUUCUGAUUGGGAAUCAGGGCUUUCCGAUUUUUCCUCUUCAAGUAAUGGAGAUGAAGACAAUCAUGAGGAUUCUGAGCACGACUCUGGAAGAAGGCGUUGGCAUGUUACACAUGGUGUUGAUCUAAUUGAGGAUAGUAUAAGUGACUCUGAAAGGGGUGUUUUUCAGGGUAUCGAACAUGUGUUUCAUACAGAAAAUCAGCCUUUAUUUAGGGUUCAAAAUGAUAGUGUCGCUCGUCAUCAUGAUAGAAGUUUUAGGAGGAACCAUGGAAUAUCUUUUGGUUCUCCUGCAUUAACUCUGUUCAAUAGUUCUCGUAGAUCUCAAAAUAAUCUGAUCAACCCACUAGGACCAACAGGUCUAGAACAAGUUGAAAAUGAUAUCACUGAUCAACUGGCAACGAUCGGUUCAGGUACACGUCCAAGAACUGAAAGAUCUAACUUUGAUGAAGUAUUGUUUUCUGGUGAACUGUUUGAUGAGAGACCUCUGGAUGGUAUCAUACUUAAAUCUUCUGUAGCAAGAUGGAAGGACAUUUAUGAUAUGUUUUAUGACUCCAAGGGGUAUGCCAAUUGUGUUGUUACAAAGAUAUUAAACAAAAUAUAUAAGCCUAGCUUAGACCUUUUCAGGGAGGAAGAAAAGAAAUACAAUGAGAAACUUGAAGAAAAGAUAAGAAAGGUCAAAGAAAAACAAAGGAGAAACAGUCACUUGAGUCAUCGGUCCUCGUUCUCAGUUUCUGAUGAUAGCACCAUCGAUCAUGAGCCACUGGGUGAUACACAAGGACCAAUAAACUCGGAAGAUACUGGAGAAACUCAACAACAUAGAGAUCCAGUCUAUGUAAAUAUCGAAGGGCGUGAUGUUGAUAUUAGUGGAACUGAUAUUGAUCCCGAAUUCUUAAGGGCCCUACCAGAAGAUAUGAGAGCUGAGGUUUUUGCUGAGCAUGUCCGCGAAAGAAGAGCCGAAGCUUUUCAAAAUAACAUACACUUACGUGAAAUUGACUCAGACUUUUUGGACAUCAUACCAGAUGAGAUUAGAAACGAAAUUUUAGAUGAGGAAGCUGGUGAAGAGCAUGUUUCCGAGAUUAUUCACAAUGCUAGAAAUUCUGGGGAUGACAGAAUAAACCUUGACGAAAUUGAAUCUAAUACAGAUGAAGAUCACAGCGAUCAUGAACCUGUCCCUGAAGCUGCAACUGAAGAUAAAAAGAAAAAUGGAAGAAUUUACUUUUCACCACUUGUAGAUCGGGCAGGAAUUGCCGCAUUGAUGAAGGCGAUAUUCAUAUCUCAGCCGUACAUACAAAGGGAGGUUUACCAUGAAUUAUUUUACCGUUUAUGUUCGAGUAAACAAAAUAGAGGUGAUAUUGUAAACAUCCUCCUGUUUAUUCUAAGUGAAGCGAUAAAUGACCAAGCAUCUUUGGAGAAAGUUUACAAUUCAAUCUCAUCAAGAGCUCUAGGGAAAUCGGGUGGGGCCACUGCUACGAAACAACUUCCUCCUGAUUGUACUCCUCUUACUGUAGCUAAUCAGACAAUUGAAAUACUACAGAAUCUAAUAGAUGCCGAUGGUAGAUUGAAGUACUUUUUUAUAACCGAGCAUGACAAUUUGGUAGUUAAUAAAAUCGGUACAAAGCACAAGAAAGAAUCAAGUACUAAGGCGUUCCAAUUUCCUAUUCAAUACUUAAUAACUUUGCUGAGUAAGAAGAUUAUAACAGAUGAGACAGUUCUUAUGGAUCUUCUAACGAGAAUACUACAAGUAUGCUCCAAACCUAUUGCAACUCUUGCGAAAAAAGAUAAGAGUAAUCAGAAAGAAAGUAAGAAACUUCAGAUACCUAAUUUCAAAAAAGAAGAAUUGAGGCAAUUGGUUUCAAUCAUAAAAUUAGAUAGUUGUAAUACUAGGGUAUUCCAGCAGACAAUAACAAUUUUACAAAACCUGUCAACCAUUGCUGAUAAUAAGGAUAUUUUUAUAAAAGAUUUGGUUGAAAAUGCCAGAAACAUAGUUGCAGAUCUCUCAGAAGAGUUGAGAUCAUUGUGCAAAGAAGGAACUGUAGUUGAGAGUGGAGCUGAGAUAAACUCUGAUUUGGUUCAAAAAUUUACAGUACCUAGUUCCAAUCAAGCGAAACUGUUGAAAGUGUUAACUGUAGUUGAUUUUCUGUAUUCAGAUAAUAUCUCCGAAGAGAUGAUAGAUACUAAUAAGUUGUCGGAGAUCUAUAAAAGCAUGGCCUUGGGUGAAAUCUGGGUGGAACUAAGUAAAUGUUUGUUUGAAUUUGAGAAAAGGAAGCAUUUGAGUACAUCUGCAACAGUAUUACUCCCAUUGAUUGAAUCUCUAAUGAUCAUCUGUAGACAUUGUAGGCCUAGUAUUGCUCCCAUCCUAAAAUAUGAGGAAGAAAAGAAUCUCGAUUUCAAGAGAAUGGAUACAGGUGAGCUAUUUUUGCACUUCACUGAUUUGCAUAAGAGAUUGCUGAAUCAAAUGGUUAGGUCGAAUCCUAAACUAAUGAGUGGACCUUUUGCGUCAUUAGUGAAAAAUCCAAAAAUAUUGGACUUUGAUAAUAAAAGAUACUAUUUUAUUGCCAAGAUCAAAUCAGAUAAAACUGAAGCCCCUAAACUUCCUAUCCCAGUAAGAAGAGAUCAAGUUUUCUUAGACUCAUACAGAGCACUAUUCUUCAAAUCUAAUGAAGAGAUCAAAAAUAGCCGACUUGAAAUUACAUUUAAGGGUGAGAGUGGGGUUGAUGCUGGUGGUGUUACAAGAGAAUGGUAUCAAGUAUUAUCUAGGCAAAUGUUCAAUCCAGGUUAUGCAUUAUUUACACCAGUAGCAUCAGACAAAACAACAUUUAGACCUAACAGAGCUUCCGGUGUAAAUCCAGAACAUCUUUCAUUUUUCAAAUUUGUAGGUAUGGUAAUUGGUAAAGCUAUAAGAGAUCAAUGUUUCCUUGAUUGUCAUUUUAGCAGAGAGGUCUAUAAAAGUAUUUUAGGAAAGCCUGUUGCUUUGAAGGACAUGGAAUCAUUAGAUUUGGAUUAUUAUAAAUCUCUUGUUUGGAUAUUGGAGAACGAUAUAACAGAUAUAAUCGAGGAAACUUUUUCAGUUGAAACAGACGAUUAUGGUGAGCAUAAAAUAAUUGACUUGAUCGAUAACGGAAGAAAUGUUUCUGUAACGGAGUCAAAUAAACAAGAUUAUGUGAGAAAGAUAGUGGAAUACAAAUUACAUACAUCCGUUAAAGAGCAAAUGGAUAAUUUCUUGAGUGGAUUUUAUGCUCUAAUUCCAAAAGAUGUCAUUUCUAUAUUUGAUGAACAAGAACUUGAGUUACUUAUUAGUGGUCUACCUGACAUUGACGUUGAUGAUUGGAAGAAUAAUACCACUUAUGUUAACUAUACCGAAAGUUGUAAACAAGUUAGUUACUUCUGGAGAGCAGUAAGAUCAUUUGAUGCCGAAGAGAAAGCAAAAUUGUUACAAUUUGUCACUGGUACUAGUAAAGUACCAUUAAAUGGUUUCAAAGAAUUAAGCGGUGUUAGCGGUGUAUGCAAAUUCUCGAUCCAUAGAGACUAUGGCUCAACUGAACGUUUACCAUCAUCUCAUACAUGUUUCAACCAAUUGAAUUUACCAGCUUAUGCAUCCUAUGAUACAUUAAGGGGUUCUUUGUUAAUUGCCAUAAAUGAAGGACAUGAAGGUUUUGGUUUGGCGUAG
Molecule: messenger RNA, 9744 nt
Organism: Nakaseomyces glabratus
Lineage: Eukaryota; Fungi; Ascomycota; Saccharomycetes; Saccharomycetales; Saccharomycetaceae
Gene: TOM1
Product: E3 ubiquitin-protein ligase TOM1
Biological process (GO): protein polyubiquitination
Cellular component (GO): cytoplasm
Molecular function (GO): ubiquitin protein ligase activity
Source: RefSeq, a predicted model, not a curated record